AGUGCAGGCUGCAGACCCGGAGGCCAGCUGGGGGGCUUUGCAGUGAACCAGCCCAGGUAGCCAACAGCAUGGAUCUGCUGAGAAGGCAGAUAACAGCAGUAAAACAACAGCAGAAACAGGCCACGGACAGAGGCCCAAGUAGAGCACGUACACUGAGAAAACUCCAGGAAAGCCAAAAGCAUGGAGGUCAGAGCUGUUAUUAUCCCCACUCUACAGUGGAGGCUGAGGCAAAGUGGGUUAUGAAACUUGCCCAAAGCCUUGGAGCUGGCAACUGGCAGAGCUGGAAUUUGAACUUGAAUAGUUUGACUCCACCACCCCAGAAGGGUGCAGAAUUCUCAAAAGGCAUCCCAAGGGUCAGACCUAAGGCAACCAUGAAUCUAAUACAUCGUGUUAGUCCAGUUCACAAGCCACUUUGGCUCCAUGACUCCAUCGGUCCUCACAACUACCUCAUGAGGGUUGUCUUGUGUGAUUCUUCACCCCAUUCUCCCAGAGAGGAUACCAACCAUCAGAGAGAAUCUGAGCUGGAGCUGGAUGACAAAUACGGUCCUCUGCCCCCUCAGCCAUGGACCUGGGGGAUGACCUCUCCUUUGCCAGAGGAGGAUGGGAGCUGGUGGAUGCUGAGACUGACAGUGGAUCCACCCAGGCUCCACGGUUGCUCCCGGCUCCAGCCUCCCGCUGGCCUCUUCCACGGCUCUCUGCAUCUGAAGAUGCACCGCAUCCGGAUGCGAGUCUUCAAAUUGAGUCCAUUGGCCCACAGCCGGCUUCCAGAAGCUAAAGCUCAGACACCACUGGCCCCCUCCCCAGAUGCCGCCAAGUGCCUGGAAACGGUUCUGCAAACCCUCGUGGAAACUUUCUGUGCGGCUGGCCCUGUGCUUGGUGCUGUGGGAGCACAAAGGCAAGAGAUCACGGCGCCUGACUUCCAGGAGCCUCCAUCCUGCAGGCCCAAGGCAGCAGCCGGCUCGCCCGCGCAGGGGGUCCCUGAUGAGUCACGCGCAGCGGCUCGGCCCGGAGGUGCCCUCGCCUGCCGGCCGCCCACCCGCUCCCCGCCGAUUGGCCGGGCCGCAUUCCUGCGCGCUGCCCGGGUGACUCACGGUGCAGGCAGCUCAGGAACGCCCGCUCGCGGGAUGAGACUGCGGCUCGCCUGGCCACGUCCUGAGGCCUGCAGCCGCUGGUUUUCCUAUUUGGAAAACUCCUUAGACGCCUCCGCUUCCAACAAGCUGGUCUCCUCCCUGGCCCCCCAGCAGGCAGGGAAGCCUGCGGAGGAAGCGCCCUCUCUCUCCGUGCGGGGAUUCGCAGGCCUGAUCUAA
Messenger RNA from Symphalangus syndactylus (siamang), 1307 nucleotides. RefSeq lists its product as uncharacterized. The record is from RefSeq and is a predicted model, not a curated record. Lineage: Eukaryota; Metazoa; Chordata; Mammalia; Primates; Hylobatidae.